Messenger RNA from Nannospalax galili (Upper Galilee mountains blind mole rat), 10776 nucleotides. It is a transcript of the gene Notch2, whose product is annotated as notch receptor 2. The transcript has 35 exons. The coding region runs from base 10 to 7734 and encodes 2574 amino acids. The record is from RefSeq and is a predicted model, not a curated record. Gene Ontology annotation, biological process: cell differentiation; cellular response to tumor cell; apoptotic process. NCBI's taxonomy places the organism in Eukaryota, Metazoa, Chordata, Mammalia, Rodentia, Spalacidae. Gene Ontology annotation, molecular function: Notch binding; signaling receptor activity; calcium ion binding. Gene Ontology annotation, cellular component: membrane; signaling receptor complex.
CGUGUGUGGAUGUGUGGGUGUGUGGGCACGAGGUCUGCCUCUCCUGGCAAGUUCAGGAUCCGGGCAAACCCUCCCGCUGGAAGAUCUGCACCGCACCCAGGGAGCCGCCCGGGCCCCCUGGCUGGCGGCCAGAAACUUUCAGCCAAACUUCGGGCGGCGGCCUGGCGGCGCGGCGAGUCCGGGCGUUGCAGUCGAGCUCCGGAACGUGGCGAGCCGCAGCGGCGGGAAGAGGGCACGGGAGAGCGGGGCUCCCUAUGUGGAUCUGUCCGGGCGGCGGCGGCGGAGCAGCAGGCGACCGCGGAGCGACCGGCCACCGAGAAGAUGCCCGCCCUGCGCCCCGCUGCGCUGUGGGCGCUGCUGGCUCUGGGGCUGUGCCGCGCGGGCGCCGUGCGCGCAGUGCAGUGUCGAGGUGGUCAAGAGCCCUGUGUAAAUGAAGGAACUUGUAUUACUUACCACAAUGGCACAGGAUACUGCAAAUGUCCAGAAGGUUUCUUGGGAGAAUAUUGUCAGCAUCGAGACCCCUGUGAGAAGAACCGCUGUCAGAAUGGUGGUACUUGUGUGACCCAGGCCAUGUUGGGGAAAGCCACCUGCCGAUGUGCUCCAGGGUUCACAGGAGAGGACUGCCAGUACCCCACCUCCCACCCCUGCUUUGUGUCUCGCCCCUGCCUGAAUGGAGGCACUUGCCACAUGCGCAGCCGGGACACCUAUGAGUGCACCUGCCAGAUCGGCUUUACAGGGAAGCUGUGCCAGUGGACAGAUGCCUGCCUGUCUCAUCCUUGUGCAAAUGGAAGUACCUGCACCACGGUGGCCAACCAGUUCUCCUGCAGAUGUCCCGUGGGUUUCACAGGGCAAAAGUGUGAUACUGACAUCAAUGAGUGUGACAUGCCAGGACGCUGCCAGCAUGGUGGCACCUGCCUCAACCUUCCCGGUUCUUACCAGUGUCAGUGUCCCCAGGGCUUCACAGGCCAGCAUUGUGACAGCCCCUAUGUGCCCUGCGCACCCUCGCCCUGUGUCAAUGGAGGCACUUGCCGGCAGACUGGUGACUUCGCUUUUGAGUGCAACUGCCUUCCCGGUUUUGAAGGGAGCACCUGUGACCGGAAUAUUGAUGACUGUCCUAACCACAAGUGUCAGAAUGGAGGGGUUUGUGUGGAUGGGGUCAAUACUUACAACUGCCGCUGCCCUCCUCAGUGGACAGGACAGUUCUGCACGGAAGAUGUGGAUGAGUGCCUGCUACAACCCAAUGCCUGUCAGAAUGGAGGUACCUGCACCAACCGCAAUGGAGGCUACGGCUGCGUGUGCGUGAAUGGCUGGAGCGGAGACGACUGCAGCGAAAACAUCGAUGACUGUGCCUUUGCCUCUUGCACGCCAGGGUCUACUUGCAUUGACCGUGUGGCCUCCUUUUCCUGCCUGUGUCCAGAGGGGAAGGCAGGUCUCCUGUGUCAUCUGGAUGAUGCCUGCAUUAGCAAUCCUUGCCACAAGGGGGCGCUGUGUGACACCAACCCCCUGAAUGGGCAGUACAUUUGCACCUGCCCACAGGGCUAUAAGGGGGCUGACUGCACAGAGGAUGUGGAUGAGUGCGCCAUGGCCAACAGCAAUCCUUGUGAGCAUGCAGGGAAGUGUGUGAACACAGAUGGUGCCUUCCAUUGUGAAUGUCUGAAGGGCUACGCAGGGCCUCGCUGUGAGAUGGACAUCAAUGAGUGCCACUCAGACCCCUGCCAGAAUGAUGCCACCUGCCUGGAUAAGAUUGGAGGCUUCACAUGUCUGUGCAUGCCGGGUUUCAAAGGUGUGCAUUGUGAGCUGGAGGUGAAUGAAUGCCAGAGCAACCCUUGUGUGAACAAUGGGCAGUGUGUGGACAAAGUCAAUCGCUUCCAGUGUCUCUGUCCCCCUGGUUUCACAGGGCCCGUGUGCCAGAUUGACAUCGAUGACUGCUCCAGCACUCCAUGUCUGAAUGGGGCCAAGUGCAUCGAUCACCCCAAUGGCUACGAAUGCCAGUGUGCCACAGGUUUCACUGGUGUGUUGUGUGAGGAGAACAUUGAUAACUGUGACCCAGAUCCAUGCCACCAUGGCCAGUGCCAGGAUGGGAUCGACUCCUACACCUGCGUUUGCAACCCUGGAUACAUGGGAGCCAUCUGCAGUGACCAGAUUGAUGAGUGCUACAGCAGCCCUUGCUUGAAUGAUGGGCGCUGCAUCGACCUGGUGAAUGGCUACCAGUGCAAUUGCCAGCCUGGCACCUCAGGCCUUAAUUGUGAAAUUAAUUUUGAUGACUGUGCUAGCAAUCCUUGUGUGCACGGAGCUUGUGUCGAUGGCAUCAAUCGUUACAGUUGUGUCUGCUCUCCAGGAUUCACAGGGCAGAGAUGUAACAUUGACAUUGAUGAGUGUGCCUCCAAUCCCUGUCGCAAGGGUGCGACAUGCAUCAACGACGUGAACGGCUUCCGCUGUAUAUGCCCUGAGGGACCCCAUCAUCCCAGCUGCUACUCGCAGGUGAAUGAGUGCUUGAGCAGUCCCUGCAUCCAUGGAAACUGCACUGGGGGCCUCAGUGGCUAUAAGUGCCUCUGUGAUGCAGGCUGGGUUGGCAUCAACUGUGAAGUGGACAAAAAUGAAUGUCUGUCUAACCCGUGCCAGAAUGGGGGAAGCUGUGACAACCUGGUGAAUGGAUACAGGUGUGCAUGCAAGAAGGGCUUCAAAGGCUACAACUGCCAGGUGAAUAUUGAUGAAUGUGCCUCAAAUCCAUGUCUGAAUCAAGGAGCCUGCUUUGAUGAAAUUAAUGGCUACACCUGCCACUGUGUGUUGCCUUAUACAGGCAAGAACUGUCAAACAGUGUUGGCUCCCUGCUCCCCAAACCCUUGUGAGAACGCGGCUGUUUGUAAAGAAGCACCGAAUUUUGAGAGUUUCACGUGCUUGUGCGCUCCUGGGUGGCAAGGUCAGAGAUGUACUAUUGACAUUGAUGAGUGUGUCUCCAAGCCCUGUAUGAACCAUGGCCUUUGCCAUAACACCCAGGGCAGCUACAUGUGUGAGUGUCCCCCCGGCUUUAGUGGUGUGGACUGUGAGGAGGACAUCGAUGACUGCCUGGCCAAUCCUUGCCAGAAUGGAGGUUCCUGUAUGGAUGGAGUGAACACUUUCUCCUGCCUGUGCCUUCCUGGUUUCAUUGGAGAUAAGUGCCAGACAGACAUGAAUGAGUGUCUGAGUGAGCCCUGUAAGAACGGAGGGACCUGCUCCGACUACGUCAACAGUUACACCUGCAAGUGCCCGUCGGGGUUCGAUGGCGUGCACUGCGAAAACAACAUUGACGAGUGCACCGAGAGCUCCUGUUUCAAUGGUGGAACAUGUGUCGAUGGGAUCAACUCCUUCUCUUGCUUGUGCCCUGUGGGCUUCACUGGUCCCUUCUGUCUCCACGAUAUCAAUGAGUGCAACUCUCACCCAUGCCUGAAUGAGGGGACGUGCGUUGAUGGCCUGGGUACCUACCGCUGCACAUGCCCCUUGGGCUACACUGGGAAAAACUGUCAGACCCUGGUGAACCUCUGCAGCCGGUCUCCAUGCAAAAACAAAGGUACUUGUGUUCAGGAGAAGGCAAAGUCCCUGUGCCUUUGUCCACCUGGAUGGGAUGGUGCAUACUGUGACGUGCUCAACGUGUCCUGUAAACUAGCAGCCUUCCAGAAAGGCGUGCCCGAGGAGCACUUGUGUCAGCACUCGGGCAUCUGUAUCAAUGCUGGUAACACUCAUCACUGCCAGUGCCCGCUGGGCUACACGGGGAGCUACUGUGAAGACCAGCUUGAUGAGUGUGCCUCCAAUCCAUGCCAACAUGGUGCCACCUGCAGCGACUUCAUCGGAGGAUACAGAUGUGAGUGUGUUCCAGGGUAUCAAGGUGUCAACUGUGAGUAUGAAGUGGAUGAGUGUCAGAACCAGCCGUGCCAGAAUGGAGGGACCUGCAUCGACCUUGUGAACCACUUCAAGUGCUCAUGCCCACCUGGCACUCGGGGAUUGCUUUGUGAAGAGAACAUUGAUGACUGUGCCGGAGGCCCCCAUUGUCUUAAUGGUGGCCAGUGUGUGGACCGAAUCGGGGGCUACAGUUGUCGCUGCUUGCCCGGGUUUGCUGGGGAGCGCUGUGAGGGGGACAUCAACGAAUGCCUGUCCAGCCCCUGCAGCUCCGAGGGCAGCCUGGACUGCAUUCAGCUCACCAAUGACUACCAGUGUGUCUGCCGCAGGGCCUUCACCGGCCGCCACUGUGAAACCUUCGUGGAUGUGUGCCCUCAAAUGCCUUGCCUGAAUGGAGGGACUUGUGCUGUGGCCAGCAACAUGCCUGAUGGCUUCAUUUGUCGUUGUCCCCCAGGCUUCUCCGGGGCAAGAUGCCAGAGCAGCUGUGGCCAAGUGAAGUGUAGGAGAGGGGAGCACUGUGUGCAGACUGCCUCUGGCCCCCGCUGUUUCUGCCCCAACCCUCAGGACUGCGACUCAGGCUGUGCCAGCAGCCCCUGCCAGCACGGGGGCAGCUGCUACCCUCAGCGCCAGCCUCCUUACUACUCCUGCCGCUGCUCCCCACCAUUCUGGGGUAGCCACUGUGAGCUCUCCACAGUCCCCGGCAGUGCCGCUCCUGCCACCUGUCUGAGUCAGUACUGUGCCGACAAGGCUCGAGAUGGCGUCUGUGAUGAGGCCUGCAACAGCCACGCCUGCCAAUGGGAUGGAGGGGACUGUUCCCUCACCAUGGAGGACCCCUGGGCCAACUGCACGUCAUCGCUUCGCUGCUGGGAGUACAUCAACAACGAGUGUGACGAGCUGUGCAACACUGCAGAGUGCCUGUUUGACAAUUUCGAAUGCCAGGGGAGCAGUAAGACCUGCAAGUAUGACAAAUACUGUGCAGACCACUUCAAAGACAACCACUGUGACCAGGGAUGCAACAGCGAGGAGUGUGGCUGGGAUGGUCUGGACUGUGCUGCGGACCAGCCCGAGAACCUGGCGGAGGGCACCCUGGUUAUUGUGGUGCUCCUGCCCCCUGAACAGCUGCUGCAGGAUUCUCGUAGCUUCUUGAGGGCACUGGGCACCCUGCUCCACACCAACCUGCGCAUUAAACGAGACUCACAGGGCGCCCUCAUGGUGUAUCCCUACUACGGAGAGAAGCCAGCUGCCUUGAAGAAGCAGAGGAUGGCACGCAGGUCGCUUCCUGAUGAGCAAGAGCAAGAGGUGGCUGGCUCUAAGGUAUUUCUGGAAAUUGACAACCGCCAGUGUGUUCAAGAUUCAGACCAGUGCUUCAAGAACACAGAUGCAGCAGCUGCUCUCCUGGCUUCUCACGCCAUCCAGGGGACUCUGUCGUACCCUCUUGUGUCUGUCUUCAGUGAAUCCGAGGCUCCAAAAAGCACUCAGCUUCUCUACCUCCUUGCUGUGGCCAUUGUCGUCAUCCUGUUCUUCAUCCUGCUGGGGGUAAUCAUGGCCAAACGAAAGCGGAAGCACGGCUUCCUCUGGCUGCCUGAGGGUUUCACCCUUCGUCGGGACUCAAGCAAUCACAAGCGUCGGGAGCCUGUGGGACAGGAUGCUGUGGGCCUGAAAAAUCUCUCAGUGCAAGCCUCAGAGGCUAACCUGAUUGGUUCUGGAACAAGUGAACACUGGGUAGAUGAUGAAGGACCCCAGCCGAAGAAAGCCAAGGCCGAAGACGAGGCUUUGCUCUCAGAAGAUGACCCGAUUGAUCGUCGCCCAUGGACACAGCAGCAUCUUGAAGCUGCAGACAUCCGUCGGACCCCGUCUCUGGCUCUUACUCCUCCACAGGCAGAGCAGGAGGUGGAUGUGCUAGAUGUGAAUGUCCGAGGCCCAGAUGGCUGUACCCCAUUGAUGUUGGCUUCUCUCCGGGGAGGCAGCUCGGAUCUGAGUGAUGAAGAUGAAGAUGCAGAAGACUCCUCUGCCAAUAUCAUCACAGACUUGGUCUACCAGGGUGCCAGCCUUCAGGCCCAGACAGACCGGACUGGUGAAAUGGCCCUCCACCUUGCAGCCCGCUACUCACGGGCUGAUGCUGCCAAGCGCCUCCUGGAUGCAGGCGCAGAUGCCAAUGCUCAGGACAACAUGGGCCGCUGCCCUCUCCAUGCCGCAGUGGCAGCAGAUGCCCAGGGUGUCUUCCAGAUUCUGAUCCGCAACCGAGUAACUGAUCUGGAUGCCAGAAUGAAUGACGGUACCACCCCCCUGAUCCUGGCAGCCCGCCUGGCUGUGGAGGGAAUGGUGGCAGAACUGAUCAACUGCCAAGCUGACGUGAAUGCAGUGGAUGACCACGGAAAAUCUGCUCUGCACUGGGCUGCUGCUGUCAAUAAUGUGGAGGCGACUCUUCUGCUGCUGAAGAAUGGGGCCAAUCGAGACAUGCAGGACAACAAGGAAGAGACACCUUUGUUUCUUGCUGCCCGGGAGGGAAGUUAUGAAGCAGCUAAGAUCCUGUUAGACCAUUUUGCCAAUCGGGACAUCACAGACCACAUGGACCGCCUUCCCCGGGACGUGGCUCGGGAUCGCAUGCACCAUGACAUUGUUCGCCUCCUGGAUGAGUACAAUGUGACACCGAGCCCCCCUGGCACUGUGCUGGCUUCUGCUCUCUCGCCUGUCCUCUGUGGGCCCAACAGGUCUUUCCUCAGCCUGAAGCACACCCCAAUGGGCAAGAAAUCUAGACGGCCCAACGCCAAGAGCACUGUGCCCACUAGCCUCCCUAACCUGGCCAAGGAGGCCAAGGAUAUCAAGGGAAGCAGGAGGAAGAAGUCUCUGAGCGAGAAGGUCCAGCUGUCUGAGAGCUCAGUGACUUUAUCCCCUGUGGACUCGCUAGAGUCUCCCCACACAUAUGUUUCUGAUACCACGUCUUCUCCCAUGAUCACAUCCCCUGGAAUCUUACAGGCUUCACCCAACCCUAUGCUGGCCGCAGCUGCCCCCACUGCCCCAGUGCAUGCCCAGCAUGCAUUGUCUUUCUCUAACCUUCAUGAAAUGCAGCCUUUGGCUCCUGGAGCUAGCACAGUGCUUCCCUCAGUCAGCCAGUUGCUGUCCCACCACCACAUUGUCCCCCCAAGCAGUGGCAGUGCAGGAAGCUCGGGCAGGUUGCAUCCAGUCACUGUUCCAACAGACUGGAUGCACCGCAUGGAUGUGAAUGAGGCCCAGUACAAUGAGAUGUUUGGCAUGGUCCUGGCUCCUGCCGAGGGUUCCCACCCUGGCAUAGCUCCACAGAGCAGGCCACCCGAAGGGAAGCACAUCACCACCCAACGGGAGCCUUUGCCCCCCAUUGUGACUUUCCAGCUUAUCCCAAAAGGCAGCAUUGCCCAGGCAGCUGGGGCUUCCCAGCCGCAGUCUAACUGCCCUCCACCUGUAGCAGGCCCUUUGCCCCCUAUGUACCAGAUCCCAGAGAUGGCCCAUUUGCCCAGUGUGGCUUUUCCCCCUGCUAUGAUGCCCCAGCAGGAUGGGCAGGUAGCUCAGACCAUUGUUCCAACCUAUCAUCCUUUCCCAGCCUCAGUGGGCAAGUACCCCACACCCCCUUCCCAGCACAGUUAUGCUUCCUCAAAUGCUGCUGAGCGAACACCCAAUCACAGUGGUCACCUCCAGGGUGAGCAUCCCUACCUGACACCAUCCCCGGAGUCUCCUGACCAGUGGUCAAGCUCAUCACCACACUCUGCUUCUGACUGGUCAGAUGUGACCACCAGCCCUACUCCUGGAAGUGCUGGAGGAGGUCGGCGGGGCCCUGGGACACACAUGUCUGAGCCACCACACAGCAACAUGCAGGUUUACGCAUGAAGAGUCUGCCUCCAUUGUGGACAGAACUGCCUAUUCUACGUGCUGCUGAAGAACAAAUGAAGGUCGUCCGGAGGAGAAAUGAAGAAACUCUGUACCAGCUUUUGGAGGCAGGAGAGAGAACAUGCUCGGAACUUCCAUGUUUUUGUGAGAAGCAGUUUUCAGCAUCACUGAGUGUCUGCGGGGUUUGGGGGGAGAACCCACCUCCUAUCAAUCUAUUGCCCAUCAGGCCCAAGUUCAUGGGAAUGCAAGAUGAACACAAGCCCUGGGGCUCUGGUUCUCUCUUCUAUUUGGAGAAUAAGAUGGAUGCCUUUUAUAGCCCGGACAUUUCCUGCAGCUUGGCAUUUUAAGCCCCGGGGGCUUCUACUAUAUCCGUGAGGAGAUUGUACACUAGAGUCGGACUGGGAAUUGUGCCCUCGAAUCCUGCCCAAGUAGACCAAUUUCAUCUUCUCAGUCUUGGAAAUGGUCUCAACCUCACCUGGUGCUUUCCUUUUCGCACCUCUCGAUGGCUGUGGUCCCACCAUGUAUUAUAGGCAAGACCUUUGUGCUUUUAAUCAUUCCUACCCUGAAAAGCAGCUUCACCCCCCUGUUCCCAUCUUCCCAGCAUCCUAAGGAGUCUCACAGGGUUUACUUUGGUUAUGGUUCUCAGCCUAGGCCUGUACAGUACGUUUCUGUGGAAAUGCAUGUGUUGCAAUCUCCAUGUAUCAUUCCUAAAAGGAAAAUGGGAGCAAAAUAUUUGGGGGUGGUGUAGAAGAUUCCUUCAGAAUUGCACCUUAAUUCUCUUUCCUGUUUGUGGGGUUUCAUAUAAGCCUCACCAGGAGGAAUUACAUUGAUGUUCUUCUGUUUGUUGCCCUAGUCAGUAUAAAGUUUUACCCCUGGAAGCCUAGGUACUAUGAUAAUGCCCUUUUUUGUAAACCGGAAAAAAGGUGGAUGAAUGUUGGAAUGACCAAAAGAUAAGCUAGCUCGUUAAGAAGCGUUUGCCCACCUGCAGGGCCUCCAUUGACUGCCACUGUGAAGCACAUUUAUCAAAUCUUAGGACUCACUCAUCCAGCAGAUGAAGUUAGUUUUAGCUCAUGAGCCUCUCCUUAUACAUCCCAGUGAAGAAAAUCCCUCGUGCACCCUUGCCGUUCAGAGCUGCACUUCCUUAGGGUCAAGGGACCUGGUGUCUGUCAUCUUCGAGCCCAGCUUUUUUUCAGAUCAGAGGCCCAUUUAUCAGUUUCCCUCUACACUGUGUGAUCUGAGUCGCUGGUAUACACAGUAGAUCAUCACUGAAGACAUGGGUUUUCUAUGGUCAACUUCAGGAAGUGGAGCAUGGGCCUGGUUUCCUGGAGCUCGUGCGAGGCAGCCUCUGCUGGCUUCUCCUGCCCUUCUUUUUCCUUUGAAGCAGUCAUGACAUUCCUGUUUUGGUAAUUAAAUAAAAACUUACUGGGACUUCUUCCUCCCUAGAGUCAACUUCAGAUAUUGAUGGCUCCGACUUCUCAUCAGUGUCCUUGUGUUCAGAUUAUGAUUGUACCUCAUCCGAAUCUGCUUCCUGUACUGUGGUCUCAAAGACUUCACAGACUCUCAAGAGCGGAAGUAUUUUAGUUAACUGUAAAGUUUGGGGUAGUGUUUCCCUCUUCUUCCUCAGUCAGUUCAUAAUUGGCUGCAUGGCCACACCAUCACUUCCACCUAGUGCCAUGAUACCCAUGACCUGGAAAAUUAGUUCUGCUGGGGUAUUUGUGUGGUAUUAGUUAAUGGAUUGCCUGUUCUGUUAUGGUUUAGUAGUGAUCUUUAGUCCCAUGAUAAUUGAAAUAAGUGCUCCCCACUCAUUGCUCAGUCUUUGACCCUGUGUGUCUGUUGGCAUGGCAGUCUUUGUAAAUGGGUGGGGGAUUUUCAAUUCCAUCCAAAUUCCUUGAAUCAACAAAAACAGUUUUUUCUGCUCCAAUCUGUGGCAGAUAAAGUUUGCUCAUUCAAUUUUAUUUUCUCAUGUGGCAACAUACUACCAUCCCCUUUCAUGAUGUAUAGACAUGUUCUUUUUCUACACGGUGACUGUCUACCCUUAGACCUAUCAAUUAGUCCCAUAUUAGGACACCCUGUGUGGGUGGACCUCCGUGGACGUCUGUGGACCUCCCCUUUCUCUAGCUCUAGUGCCACUGCCUAAGAGUAUCCACCGCUAAUCCAGGAACCAGGUCUGUGACAUGUUCCUCCUUCCCCAACACAGGGAAGCUGUUUCUCCUUUUUGGGUCCCUUAACUUGCAUCUUUGGGGUUUGUGGGGAGGAAUAUGAAGCUGUUGUCACAGACAGCAGCUCCGGUGAUGAGGAGGACAGCACUGCCAGGCAGGUAGCUUACCCAGCCCUUCGACUUUAGAACUCUUGAGCUGCAUAGUGUCUAGAAAAGAGAGAGAGAGAUGGACGGUCCCUUUCUCAUUUGGGUUCUGAAUCGGAGGCUGAGGUUUUAUGGGACACAUCUUUUAUGCCAUGCAUAGAUCCCUUUAAAUUUUUUAUAUAAAUUCCUCUUUUCUUUGACUCCCUCCUGCCUUUGAGAAUAGUUUUUUAUUUGUUCUUUUUUAUUUUAAGCAUCUUCUCUUUUUUUACUUGUGUGAUGGUGGGGGAGGGAGAAGUUUGAAGGAAAGAAUGAGUUGAAGAUUUUAGUGAACGUUGUGAGCUCAAGUCCAUGACAUCAUCUUAUUAAACUUGGUAGUUCAUAAGUCUUGCAUAGAAAAGAACCAAAGGUGUAAUGUUCUGUUGGUGUGUGGUUUGGGGAUUUGGACCUUAACCAGUGCAUUGAAUGUAUGGGACUAUUUGGAAGGACACAUUGUAUGUCCUGAGACCCCCACUGAUAACAGUUUGGUACUAUGGCAACUUCCUUGUGUACAUUUCCCUUAAAAGUGAUAUUAUAUAUCUGUUUGUAUGAGAAACUCAGUAACCAGUAAAACGACUGCAUCUUCCUAAGAAUAAGAAGGAAAGUGCACAGUUUUUACUUUUAAAAGUUUCAUUCUAAAAGUAGUUUAAGAUGAAAUUUAUAUGAAAGCAUUUUUAUCACAAAAUAAAAAAAGUUCAUCUCAA